AAAUUGGCAGCACUGGUUGCUGCUGUCAAACAAAGAGAAAAUGUAAUAUGUUCGGUACCUACCUACCUACUUACAAGUUUUUCUAUCUUCGAUAAAAAGUGUCGUCAAUUUGUGUUUUGUGUUGUUUUAGAGCAGGGUUUCGCUCUGUGUGGUGUCAUAACUAUUAGUUACAAACUCAAUAAAUAUCUUUAUAGAAGAAUUCCAAGCACCAGAUUUUGUUAUUCGACAGUGUUGAUCAAGUCUACAAACUGGAUAAUAGAUAAUGAUGGACUCGGACUCGUCCGGCGCCGACUUCUGCCGGUUUUGUCGCUCGGAGGCAACGUCGGAUCGGCCUUUAUUCCACCCUUGCAUCUGUACCGGUUCGAUUAAAUGGAUCCAUCAGGAAUGCUUAGUGCAAUGGAUGAGAUACUCUCGGAAGGAAAUCUGCGAGCUUUGCGGACAUCGCUUUUCUUUUAUGCCGAUAUAUUCUCCGGACAUGCCUCGCAGGCUGCCUAUCCGCGAUGUAGUGGGCGGCCUGGUGAUGUCCGUUGCGUCAGCCGUAAAGGACUGGCUCCAUUACACCCUGGUGGCUUUAGCCUGGCUCGGUAUCGUACCGCUUACGGCUUGCAGGACAUAUAGGUGCUUGUUCUCAGGCUCCCUGGGACCAGUUAUUUCCUUACCAUUUGAGAUUGUUUCUGCUGAGAAUCUUGCCAAAGAUGUUUUCUCAGGAUGUUUUAUUGUGACAUGUACACUUUUCUCUUUUAUUGGACUUGUGUGGUUGAGAGAACAAAUAAUGCACGGUGGAGGUCCAGACUGGAUGGAAAGAGAAAAUAUACCAGUUCCCCCACCAGAGGAUUUUGUACAGCCUGAGAAUAAUAAUGAAAGAGUUAAUGAAGUUGGAGGGGAUGACGGUGGAGCUCGUGAAGAAGGUAAUGGAGUUGGUAACGGUAAUGGUGAAGGAGGUGGUGAAGAACCAUUAGUGGGCGAUGAAGCGAAUUGGAAUCCAAUGGAAUGGGAUAGAGCUGCUGCUGAAGAAUUGACAUGGGCCCGACUAUUAGGUCUUGAUGGGUCCAUGGUCUUUCUAGAGCAUGUGUUUUGGGUGGUAUCCCUCAACACUCUGUUUAUAGUGGUGUUUGCAUUCUGUCCUUAUCACAUAGGACGACUUGGGGCUGCCUUAGCAGGAUUAGCAACAGAAGGUCCUUAUGCUGGACCUUUGACAGCACUGGCUGGCUAUGUGUUAGUUGGUGCAAUACUUGCCGUACUUCAUGGCUUAGCUGCUCUGUUUCGGCUAAGGAGUGCCAAGAAAGCACUAGGAUUCUGCUACGUUGUAGUCAAAGUUGCACUGCUUUCAGUCAUGGAGAUAGGUGUGAUCCCUCUAAUAUGUGGAUGGUGGUUGGAUCUCUGUUCUCUCUCCAUGUUUGAUGCGACACUCAAAGACCGCGAAUCAAGCCUUCAGGCGGCUCCCUGGACAUUGAUGUUUAUACAUUGGCUUGUCGGAAUGGUCUAUGUGUACUACUUUGCGUCAUUUGUGCUGUUACUAAGGGAAGUGCUGAGACCGGGAGUGUUAUGGUUCUUGAAGAAUCUGAACGAUCCUGAUUUCAGUCCAGUGCAGGAAAUGAUUCACUUGUCUGUCAUGUGUCACAUCAGAAGGCUGGUGUUGUCAGCCAUGAUCUUUGGCUCGGCAGUACUAUUCAUGCUUUGGAUGCCAAUAAGGGUCAUUAAAUAUGUGCUGCCCGGUUUCCUGCCAUACACUGUCUCCGUUCAUUCAGAAGCCCCAGUCAAUGAAUUAAGUUUGGAACUUCUUCUGCUUCAGGUGAUCCUUCCAGCUCUUCUGGAGCAAUCUCACACGAGGACGUGGUUAAAGAUGGCGGUGCGAGCUUGGUGCGUGUGCGCUUCUGGUCUCCUCGGCUUGAGAUCGUAUCUGCUUGGCGAGAUAUCGCGACAGGCCGAUCCUAAUCCGCCCCCACAUCUGCCUCAUCAACUCGGUGUCGCUCAUCAAGCCCUGAUGCGUCGCGACGGUCCAGCGGCGGUGGAGCCCUACAUCCGCGUGUCGUGGUUCCCGCUAAGGUUGGCCGCGCUGCUUGUGCUGGUCUCUAUUUCGCUCGUGUUAGCGAGUGCAAUGACCCUUGUAAUUCCAGUAGCGAUCGGCAGAAAGGUGAUGGCGCUGUGGAUGCCUAAGGCGGCUGAGAGAGUUCACGAACUGUAUACCGCUGCAUGCGGUAUGUACGUGAGCUGGGCGGCGGGGCGGGCGGGCGUGGCGGCGGCGGGGUGGGCGCGGGGCGGGGCGCGCGGGGGCCUGUGGUCGCGCGCCGCGGUGUGGGCCCGCACGGCCGCCCGCGCCGCGCUCGCCGCCGUGCUACUGCUCGGGCUGGUGCCGCUCAUGUUCGGCUUGCUGCUCGAACUGGUUCUCGUAAUACCACUGAGCGUUCCCUUGGAGCAGUCCCCUGUGUUAUUCGUGUGGCAAGAUUGGGCUCUGGGCGUGCUGUAUACGAAGAUAAUGUGCGCCCUCACGAUGAUGGGACCCGAUUGGAGCAUGCGCCGUGCCCUCGAGAAAGCGUACCGGGACGGCAUCAGAGAAAUGGAUUUAAGGUUUAUCGUGGGGUCGGUGGGUGCCCCGCUGGUGCGGUGGCUGGGGCUGGCGCUGGCGGUGCCGUACGCGGCGGCGCACAGCGUGGCGCCCGUGCUGGUGUCAGGGGCCGCCCAGCGCAACCUGCUCGUGCGCCGCCUCUACCCCGCGCUGCUCCUCGCCGCGCUCUUCGCCUCGCUAGCGGCCUUCCAGAUCCGCCAAUUCAGAAAACUAUACGAACACAUAAAGAACGACAAGUACCUGGUAGGUCAGCGGCUCGUGAACUACGAUCACCGGAGACAGAAGCAGCAGCACAGCAGUGCCGUCACGUCGACAAACUGAAGCCUGUUCGCUCCGUGCCUCUAAAAAUUUAUAUCGAUCUCAUUCUAAGGGCCUCUGUCUAGGAGCGGCGUUUUCUCGACGAUUCUGAAGUCGAAACUUCUCUCGUACUUUCCUCCUUUCCCAUUAAGAACGAUAAAUAAAAAGGUUGCUUUUAGUAAAGGAAACAAAAAGAUAAAAAAUAAUUGAACUGAUAUUUUAUUUGUUCCCACAUCGACCUGUAUAAUGAAAAGCAAUUUUAAAAAUAUCUAUAUACGAUUCAAUUUGUAUUAAUUAUUAGCAUAAAUUUUACCGUCUUCACCUCGUUCUCUAACCUUCUCUUCUGAACUAUUCUAAUACAACGAAAAUUUUAUUGUCACCUUAACUGCCAACGGUCGUCGUCGGCGCGUCGCCGGAAAAUCGUUACUUUGACCUAAAGGUCUUAGUUACCAGGUCAUAAAAUUCCUUAAAAAAAAAAGAAAAUCGCUACUCUAACAAAGCACCGUUCCACGGGUCGAUCGAAGCGGCAGUGAGUGUUGCACGCGUGUCGUCCUCAAUAAUAACAGUACAAAAUUAUUUUAGCACGAAUACGGGGUUUAAUAAAAAAAACCCGUCGGUUACACCACUGCCUACCAGUGAAAAAAAAACGAUAUUUCUCGGGCGGCGGUGUAACAGACUAUACUAUUAGGCUAAUUGAAAUUAAAAAAAAAAUGUACUGCUUCCAUUUUUAAAAGUCUUGUCAGUACAAGCUCACUUUAAGGAGCGAUUGUAACGGCAUCGCUGUAAUGACAGGAACAAUGUCCGUUCUUGUCGUACGAAGUCACAAUUUAUAGUCGGAUUUUUUAUUAGACGAAGUCAACUGACGUUUACUGUGUUGUCAGUUUUUGAUGAAAUAAAAAUAGUGUUGUGACAAAGUGAACGUAUGAAAAAACUCCUGAAUUAAUGAAAUUGCCUCGAUUGUCUAGUGAAUAGUUGGUGUGCCGAAUUGCCGAUAUCGGGUACGGGGUUCGUAUUUUAGGCGUGCUUUGUACAUACCAACGAGUUUUCGACGAAAUAUUAUGUUCCUAUAGUAUCUACCUGUACUGAAUACCGAGUGUUUUAAACAUUGCGAGGAAGCUUGUAAGACUGUCCUAUUUCCAAUACAUCAUAUAGUUGAAAUUAUAGAUGUAUAAAAUAUAACAAUUAUUGGUAGGUAAUGAAAAUAAAUAAAAACUGAUACUACUAGUAACAUAUAUUGGAGCACUUUAAUACAAUUUUAUUGUAAAAUAUAAAUAAUAUUCUUUUAUAGUUUGAAAUUAAUGAUUAACUCUUCACACUCAUUGUUCAUUCAUGUGAUUGAACGAGAACUGAACGCAUCACUAUUACUUUAAAUAUAGCAACAUUAUUUCACAAAGUGACAUUAGCUACUGUCAGCUGGCUUCGUCUAAUUAAAAAUCCGACUAUAUUUCCAUAUAUUUGUAAUUUAUUUAUUUUUGUAGAAAUUUCAACGCGGAUAUCAUCCUAACUUUUCGUUUUCCUCUCGUCGUAGACACGUUUAGAAAUUAGUUUUGGGUCGCGUACGGAUUUUUUAUUAGGCUACACAUAGGGACAAGCUUUAGGAAUUUGGUUGAUUUGAAGAGAUUAAGAAAUUAAAAAGAUUUAAAAAAAAAACGUUAUAAUUUAGUCAUUUAACCUACACUGCUCAUUUUUCAGUUAUAGACCGAUAAUUUAGCCAAUUUUUUAUGUUUCAAUUUGUGCAUGUUAAUUGUUACAUGUAUACAAUUGCUAUGCCAUGAGAUCAAAAUCCGUUUAAUUUUUCAAUUAUAGUAAUUUCAAUAGCAACACAGUGUAAAAUAAGUUAUAAAAAACAGCAAGGUACUAUGUCCAUUUAAAAUAAAUCAAUUUUCCUUUAUCAGACAAUAUUAAUAGCCACUUUUAUUAGACAAACAGGCUCCAAAUUUUGAGGUAACAAUUAGCAUGUACCGCAUUAAUUGCGUAUUCAAAUGUUUUAGAAUUAUAACAAUUUGUAAAUGAAAUCAAUUUGAUGUAAAUAAUUAUUGUGGUUUAUUUAGUAUUAAAUUUUAUUCGAAACU
Molecule: messenger RNA, 4935 nt
Organism: Bombyx mori (domestic silkworm)
Lineage: Eukaryota; Metazoa; Arthropoda; Insecta; Lepidoptera; Bombycidae
Product: E3 ubiquitin-protein ligase MARCHF6
Exons: 10
Coding region: 263-2887 (874 amino acids)
Cellular component (GO): endoplasmic reticulum membrane
Molecular function (GO): zinc ion binding
Source: RefSeq, a predicted model, not a curated record